Messenger RNA from Limanda limanda (common dab), 1704 nucleotides. RefSeq names its product kelch-like protein 10. The transcript has 5 exons. Gene Ontology annotation, molecular function: protein binding. The coding region runs from base 1 to 1704 and encodes 567 amino acids. The record is from RefSeq and is a predicted model, not a curated record. Lineage: Eukaryota; Metazoa; Chordata; Actinopteri; Pleuronectiformes; Pleuronectidae.
AUGAUGGAAACACCAAAUGAUCUCCGCUUGUCGGGACAAUUCUGCGACGCCGUUCUCCAAGUUGAGGAUCGUCAGUUUCCAAUCCAUAGAAUCAUCCUUUCUGAUUUCAGUACUUACUUCCAAGCUCUUUUUGUAAACCAGAUAACCACAGACAAGGUUUUCCACAUAACCCAUGUGUCAUCUGACAUUAUGCAGAUCAUCAUUGAGUUUGCAUACACCGGCUCUGUUACUAUGACGAAGGACAAUGUGCAUGAGUUGAUGGUCGCAGCUGAUAUGCUCAACAUAGUAGGCAUCAUACAAGCAUGCUCCAGCUUUAUCAGUGAGCACCUCUGCCUACAGAACUGCAUCGGCAUCUGGCAUUUCACAGAUACCUGCCCCAGCGACGAGCUGCGAUGUAAGGCCUUCCACUACAUCAUGGUGCACUUUGAUAGGGUGAUUAACUUUGAAGAGUACCUGCAGCUCUCUGUUCAGGACCUCGUAAAAAUCCUUGGCAAAGAUGAACUCAACGUGAAGAGUGAGAGGACUGUGUUUGACGUCAUCCUGCGCUGGAUCGCCCACAUACCCAAAGAACGAGAAAAACACCUGGCUAAGCUUUUGUCUCAGGUGCGACUGGGCAAAACAAGCAUUGGGUACAUUGAGAACAACGUGAGGACUAACCAGCUGGUGAAGCUCAACCCUGAGUGCCAAAAAAUAGUCAACCGUUCCUUCAAUAUAAUGUCGUCAUUAACCAAACACAUAAACAAACCCUUAAGGUCGUGUUUGAGUGACACUCCUGCCCGUCCUCGUCUGCCUAAUUCCGUCAUCUGGGUCUCUGGAGGCGAGAAAGAAUGCUAUGCAUCUCGCGAUAUUGAGGUGUACGAUCACCUUGUUGAUCGCUGGCGUUACAUCAGAGACAAGCUGAAAGAUCCUCGGUGCGAUCAUGGCACCGCCUUCCUCAAUGGUUAUGUCUACUUUGUCGGUGGCUAUAACUUGAUGGAGAGCUUAAACAGCAUGGUCAGGUUGGACCUGAAGACACACACCUGGCAGGAGAAGAUGCACAUGUACUUCCGACGUCGGCACUUGAGCUUAACCGUGCUGAAUGGGUUCAUCUAUGCCCUCGGAGGCUAUAAUGGUCAUAAUAGCCUCAACACUGCAGAGCGCUACUGCCCCGAAGCCAACAAGUGGACGCUUAUUGCACCCAUGAACCAGGGUAGGAGGAGUGCAAGCUGCGCAACACUGGAUGACAAGAUAUACAUUUGCGGUGGUUUAACUACGCAUUAUAGCACGAGGACAGCUGAAUGCUAUGAUCCAGAGACCAACCAGUGGACACUGAUCAACAGUAUGAGCAUCAGUCGAAGUCAACACAGAGUUGUUGCAUAUAAUGACCAAAUCUAUGCAAUCGGUGGUCUUAAUAAUGUAAACCCUCUUAAAAGCGUUGAGACCUAUAUGCCCAUGACCAACACCUGGAGCAUGCUGUGCCCCAUGUGGAUCCAACGAAGGAACUUUUGCCUCGAGGUGAUAGAAGACCAGUUCUAUGUCGUUGGGGGCUCCAAUUCCAGGACCAAAAAAAAUUAUCACGCAGAAGUCUAUGAUCCUCACACGGACAGGUGGUGUUCCAUCUCUGACUCAAAUAUGUCCUACAAUGGCAUGAGCUCUUGUGUUGUGUCCGGAAUCCCCAACAUGGUUGACUUUGCUUUCCUUCGAGACGCUCUACCACGUUUCUAA